Messenger RNA from Pogonomyrmex barbatus (red harvester ant), 1522 nucleotides. RefSeq names its product retinol dehydrogenase 12-like. The record is from RefSeq and is a predicted model, not a curated record. NCBI's taxonomy places the organism in Eukaryota, Metazoa, Arthropoda, Insecta, Hymenoptera, Formicidae.
UUAUAUAAUGUUGUGAUUCUAUCUCUGUUUAUCAUCAUGAUAUACUAAAUCAUGAUAUACUAAAAUGCUUAGUAUGUUAAUUCGAACGUUUAUCGAAGCUACUAUUUUAUCCAAGAUUAAACAAGCUCCGAAAAAAAUGCUUUCUACGAAUAUAUCAAAAAUUAGUGUUUUAAUUUGCAUAAAAAUGUAUUGAUCACGAAUUAUACAUGUUAUUUGCACAGUUGAAAGAUCAGUGUAUUACCUCGAGCGAAAUACAAUAUAUAUGUGUAAACUGCCGCGUUUAUCGCAACUAUGCAUUUUGUUGCGGACGCCACUGCGAUCGAUUGAAUUCGCACACAGCAAAAUUCGUGGACAAACUCUCGAGACGUCGCGUCAUACUCGCUCUUCGUGAAUUGCAUCGAACAGCCCGGGCUCGUAAAUUUUCGUGAUAGAGGAGAUUCGACGAGCAUACGCGCGCUUGGACCAACUUCCGGAUUGACGAUGUUCGUGCACACUUACACAGCGUUCUGUAAAGCCAUGUGCAAACUCGAGCAAAUAUGCGAGUAAAGUCGACAUCAAUGUGUGCACUCGAGAUUUUACAAAAGACCGCAAGUCUUUCUACAUAUUGUACAAGCGCUAGAGUAAUUCUGGCCUGUAGAAAUAUGAAAAAGGCAAAUCAAGCAGUUGAAGAUAUAAAGAACAAUCCACCUUCAAGAAUCAAACUGGAUGAAUAUAAAUGUAACGCGGGUGAACUUGCGAUUUAUUCUUUGGAUUUACAAAGCUUCAAGAGCGUGAAAGAUUGUGCUAAAAACUUGCUAGCAAACGAAGCAGCUAUUCACAUACUCAUAAAUAAUGCCGGUAUUGCCGCGCAUCCAUAUGAGAAGACGGAAGAUGGAAAUGAAAUGACAUUACAAGUCAAUCAUCUUAGUCAUUUUCUUUUGACUCUUUUAUUACUAUCAAAGAUGCAAUCUUCUUCUCCCGGCUGCAAAAUAAUCAAUGUCUCAUCAAUUCUUCAUAUCGCUGCUGACAUAGAUUUCGAUGAUAUUAAUAUGGAGAAAUCCUACGCGCCACUUAAAGCUUACAUGCGAAGCAAACUGGCAAAUAUUCUGUUCACCAAUGAACUCGCUCGUCGAUUAACAGAAGCAAACAUUCACGGGAUAAACGUAUAUUCUUUACAUCCUGGUAUUAUCCCGACCGAAAUAUCACGUCAUGGCAGUAAGACAAUGUUUCCAGGUGCAUCAUAUAUGUAUAAUCUCUUUGCAUCUCUUUUUUUUAAAAAUGUCGAACAAGGAGCACAAACAACAAUAUAUUGUUCAGUGGAUGAAAGAACAGCUCAUGAGACUGGACUUUAUUAUUCAAACUGUGUUGCUAUCAGAGCAAGUGAAAGAGCAAGAAAUCACGAGUACGCUAAAAAAUUAUGGAAUGUAUCUUGUCAUCUUUUGCAUCUCGAACCAGAAAAUGAUUUUACUGUAUUUCUGGAUAAUGUUUCACGUCAAAUGCUUUAGGAUAUUACGACGGAAAUUUUUAAUAAAAUAUCAAAAAA